Molecule: messenger RNA, 1006 nt
Organism: Limulus polyphemus (Atlantic horseshoe crab)
Lineage: Eukaryota; Metazoa; Arthropoda; Merostomata; Xiphosura; Limulidae
Product: zinc finger protein SNAI2-like
Exons: 2
Coding region: 1-888 (295 amino acids)
Biological process (GO): regulation of DNA-templated transcription
Molecular function (GO): RNA polymerase II cis-regulatory region sequence-specific DNA binding; DNA-binding transcription factor activity, RNA polymerase II-specific
Source: RefSeq, a predicted model, not a curated record
AUGCCGAGAGCUUUUCUUAUUCGUCGACACACUCCACAAAACACGGGGAACAACGACGAGAGUUUUUUUAACAGAGAAUGCAGUCCUGAGAGGAAAGUUAGCACGGCAGAGGGCGGCUUGUACUACACGGAGCAAACACUUAAAGAUGAAGAUGUCCCGGUGAAGCCGGCAAGCCCGCGAUCUCCAGCCAGCCUGUCUCGCAUCCCGGAGUAUUACUUUUCCCUCGUCUCCUGUUUUGCAGCCGAACAGCAGGAACCGAUAAGCCUAAUAGUAGACAGGGCCUCGCCUGUACAGCAGAACUACAAUUAUCCAACGAGCCAGGUGGAAACGUCACCCGUGCUUACAGUUCUACAUACAAGUCCGGUUAACAGGGAGGACUACGAAUGCUCCGAGUGUGGCAAACGAUACAGCACGAGCAGUAACCUCGUGCGACACCGACAAACGCACCGAAGUUCGUCCGACAAGAAAGCACGCAAAUGUCCGCAUUGCCAGAAGUUAUACGUGUCCAUGCCAGCUUACAGCAUGCAUGUGCGCACCCACAGCCAGAGAUGUCAGUGUUCGUACUGCGGCAAGUGUUUCUCCAGACCCUGGCUUCUCCAGGGUCACGUCCGCACGCACACAGGUGAAAAACCUUUCAAAUGCCCUGUAUGCGGCAAGGCCUUUGCCGACAAGUCCAACCUGAGAGCCCACAUCCAAACUCACUCCAACACCAAACCAUACGAGUGUCAGCGCUGCGGGAAAGCCUUCGCCCUAAAAAGUUACCUGUACAAGCACGUAGAUUCCUCGUGCAUGAGAGUUAACCGACAACAUCAACGACCAAACCGUCGGACACAACAACAACAGCUUCAGCUGACAGCCGUGUUACCAUUAAAAAUAUGCACCCAGUAGUUUCCGGUGACCCUCGUCCGGUGACGCAGCUUCAGCUGUGAAACAAUGAUGACAAAAGCACUUUAAUCUAAUUUAAACUUCCAAUCAAAUUGUCCAAUCAUUUCUGAUAUAACGGAUG